Molecule: messenger RNA, 826 nt
Organism: Tachyglossus aculeatus (Australian echidna)
Lineage: Eukaryota; Metazoa; Chordata; Mammalia; Monotremata; Tachyglossidae
Gene: MRPS10
Product: mitochondrial ribosomal protein S10
Exons: 7
Coding region: 33-632 (199 amino acids)
Biological process (GO): translation
Cellular component (GO): ribosome; mitochondrion; mitochondrial small ribosomal subunit
Molecular function (GO): structural constituent of ribosome
Source: RefSeq, a predicted model, not a curated record
GUCCCGGAAGUGAUGGGGGCGGGGCGGGAGCAAUGGCGGCCAGAGGGGCGCUCGGCUGCGUGUGGCGACGGUUGCUUGAGGUACCGAACAGUUCGGGUGUCAUUACUGUGAAGACAGAUGGUUUUCUUCUAAGAAAGAAUUUGAAACGGUUGCCGUUUUCAAGCGUGCACGUUGAUGUCGCCAAGGAUGUGGCUAAAGCUGUGAUUUCCAUUUCUGACGAACCGGACGCCCUGUACAAGAACCUGUCGGUUGUAGUGAAAGGCCACGAUAGGGCAGUAUUGGACAGUUAUGAGUAUUUUGCUGUGCUUGCUGCAAAUGAACUUGGACUCUCCAUCAAAAGAGUCUACGAGCCUCCAAGGAAAAUAGAACGGCUAACCCUUCUCAAAUCAGUACACAUCUUCAAGAAGCACAGAGUGCAGUACGAAAUGAGAACGCUCUACAGGUGCCUCGAGUUGCAGCAUCUAACUGGCAGCACAGCUAAUGUCUAUUUGGAAUACAUCCAACGAAAUUUACCUGAAGGGGUUGCCAUGGAAGUAACCAAGACCAGAUUAGAAAAACUACCAGAACAUAUCAAGACUCCCAUUUGGGACACGGAGCCACAGGAAGAAGAAAAGGCAAAACCUGAAGUGUGAAAACGUUCCCCCCAACUGUGUCUGGGUAAGCCUCAAAGAUGGGACCUUGCACCGAGAAGGCAAGACUCCAUCGCUGGAAAAAAUACAAGCGGAAAGAAAGAGAUCACCUCACUUACACCCUUUACAAUCUCAUAGCCUCACAGUUAAAAAAAAAACUUCAGCUGUUGGGAAUGAACAGUUGAUUUUAUACUUUA